AUGUCAGAAAUGGACAAAUAUUACAAUGAGAUGAUUGAAUACCUGGAUGAUGGCAACUGUUCACGAUUUCCGUUCACUCGCAAAUCCGAACUAGUUCGUGGGGCCAUCUAUGGGGAUGACCUUUUCAUGACCUCAAUAUUGGCAAACAGUAGACAAAUGGAGACCAAACGUACAGUUAAUGGCAUUCGUGGGCCAAACCGUGUUGUGGUCUCAGCGGUGCACUCAUUGUCUCGCUGUAUGUCUGUCAACCACUUGUCAUUGUCCGCAGAUUUGAUCGACACUUGCGUUCAAUUCACUCUUCAAUACACGACAUCGGCCACAGAUCCGAAGAUACUGUUUGACUACACGAGCAAACAGUUAUGGCCUGAGGAGGGGGUCGAUGUGGACAUGGAUUACACCCCCGAAGUGCAAGACAGCGACGAUUCCGGCAAUACUACCACUGAAGACAAUCACAACUCGAGCGCUGAUAAUGCGGUGGCCAGUGAUGGCACCGACACUUCAAAAGACAACAACUGUUCCCUGAGUGACGAACGCAUUGUGCCCUCCAUUAAGAUAUCGAAGAAUAAGAGGAAGAACUCGAAGAACUGGUCGAUCGUUGGGCAGCAGUCGGCCACCAAUUGUGCAAAGAAUGGAUUAAAUGUCGACAAUAAUGGCAACGAAAUGGUGCCUAAGAAGAGGGGCCGCAAACCUAAAGCCGCGACCAAUGGAGUGACUGAAGUGGUUGUGGUCGCCGACCAAAAGCCGCCCAAAAAGCAAAAGAAGACAGCAUUGAAUGAAAGGAGACGAACCGAAAGGGAUUACAAACAGAAGUCAAGUGUCAAACAAAGUGAAGAUAAUGAGAGACAAUGUGAUCGCAAAGUGAACCGAAUGAACAGCAAAUGGGAGUUCAGUUGUCUAUUGAAGACGUUGGACACAGACUUCGAGCAGAUCCUCGCCGAUGAGAUUCUCAUUAAAAUCUUUGAUUAUGUUUUAGUGGACGACAAGAAUAGGACACAAUCUAUCAUUAAUCUGUCUCAAGUGUGCGAAAGUUGGCGUAAAAUCAUAACAACAACACCUCUGAUGUGGAAAAGUCUGGAUUUGCAGACAUUUUCGGACACGAGUUUCCAAUACCAGCAUCUCUUUGAUUUGAUGGAUAAGAACCAACUGUUCAUUUGCAUGAAAGCCCUCAAUCUGAGCGGUUGGAGCGGAUCCAACGCUGAACGUGUUCUCGACACCAUUGCCAUCAAUUGUGGCGCAAAUCUCAACGAAUUAUCGCUAAACAACUGCAAAAACAUUUCCUCACAAUUCUUGCAAACAUUAAGCACUCAUUGCACUAAUAUAGUGGUCCUCAACAUCUCUGCCAUUACCGUAAUUAUCUAUUACCGUAUUUACUGU
Messenger RNA from Oppiella nova, 1374 nucleotides. Lineage: Eukaryota; Metazoa; Arthropoda; Arachnida; Sarcoptiformes; Oppiidae. The record is from the annotation of a GenBank genome assembly.